UGGGACGUGUGGCCGACGGGAGGCAGCGGGCCUUUCUUGGCGCUGGGAAGCGGGAGGCGGCAGGAUGGUGAAGCUGACGGCGGAGCUGAUUGAGCAGGCGGCUCAGUACACCAACGCAGUGAGGGACCGCGAGCUGGACCUGCGGGGGUAUAAAAUUCCUGUAAUUGAAAAUCUUGGUGCUACCUUAGACCAGUUUGAUGCUAUUGAUUUUUCUGAUAAUGAAAUCAGAAAACUAGAUGGCUUCCCUCUGUUGAGAAGACUGAAAACAUUAUUAGUGAACAACAACCGAAUAUGCCGUAUAGGUGAAGGACUUGACCAGGCUCUGCCUUGUCUGACAGAACUCGUUCUCACCAACAACAGUCUUGUGGAACUGGGUGAUCUGGACCCUUUGGCAGCUCUCAAGUCACUGACUUAUCUAAGUAUUCUAAGAAAUCCUGUUACAAAUAAGAAGCAUUACAGACUGUAUGUAAUUUAUAAGGUUCCACAAGUCAGAGUACUGGAUUUCCAGAAAGUAAAACUAAAAGAGCGUCAGGAAGCAGAGAAAAUGUUCAAGGGCAAACGGGGUGCACAGCUUGCAAAGGAUAUUGCCAGGAGAAGCAAAACUUUUAAUCCAGGUGCUGGUUUGCCAACUGACAAAAAGAAAGGAGGGCCAUCUCCUGGGGACGUAGAAGCAAUCAAGAAUGCUAUAGCAAAUGCAUCAACUCUGGCCGAAGUGGAGAGGCUGAAAGGGUUGCUGCAGUCUGGUCAGAUACCUGGCAGAGAACGCAGAUCAGGGCCCGCUGAUGAUGGUGAAGAGGAGAUGGAAGAAGACACAGUCACAAACGGGUCUUAGGCAGUGGCCUGAGUAUCUUCAGGACAUGGAAUGAUGCCACCUGGGGACAAGUCUUACUUUUGAACAUGGAAUAAUAGCCUUGUUUGUGUCAGCAAAGUGGAAUUCUUAAGCAUUGUUGAAAUGCUUAAAACUGCUUCUGGUUGUUUUGUAAUGCAAAUCUUGAAAUCUAAAUGUCAGUUUUUCUACAAGUAGUAAAAAUAAAGGACACUUGCAGUGCUGCCAAAUUGCCUUUCA
Messenger RNA from Choloepus didactylus (southern two-toed sloth), 1066 nucleotides. It is a transcript of the gene SNRPA1, whose product is annotated as small nuclear ribonucleoprotein polypeptide A'. The record is from RefSeq and is a predicted model, not a curated record. Gene Ontology annotation, molecular function: U2 snRNA binding; protein binding. Lineage: Eukaryota; Metazoa; Chordata; Mammalia; Pilosa; Megalonychidae. Gene Ontology annotation, biological process: mRNA splicing, via spliceosome. Bases 65 to 832 code for a protein of 255 amino acids. Gene Ontology annotation, cellular component: U2 snRNP. The transcript is spliced from 9 exons.